AGUAUAGGAUGAUUGUAAAACCUUAGAAACAUUGAUUUUAUUAUUUUAUUUAGCGUCUUCGUCUGCUUAAUUUGGGUCCAACUUGAAAACUGCCCAAAAGACUGCUCAUACCUGGACAGAAGUAUUCUAUACUAAUAACACAUUCUAUGAAGUACAGUUUGUGAUUUGUGAAACCUUUAUUCAAUUACUGAAAACUCCAAAAAUGUGAUAGUAAGCGUUUUUGGCUUCCUACUCACCAUAGAUAGGGGUCCAACUUAAAAACUUACCUACAUAGGCUGUUCAAUCCUGGACAAAGUUAUUCUACACCAGUGAGAGAUUGUAUAAAAACAGUUUGUGACACUUUAUUUAAAUUAUCAAAAUUAAUAUAGGUGGCUUCCAAAUCUUUUUGUUCUCAUCCCUUUGGAUGGGGUCCACCGCUCAGAAAGGCCAAACCUAGAUGGAAUUAUUCUAAAGGAAUAGGCAUGGGCAUGACAUUGUCGCAGUGUGAUAAAGUUGAGUAAAAAUAUAGCGGUUUCACUAUAUUUACACAAAAAAAGUUUCAAAAAGUAUAGCAUGAUCCAAUUGCUUUUAUUUAAAAUCAUCAUCCCAACUGCUUCUAAAAUAAUAAAAUUGUUAUUUAUUCCAGUUAAAUCAAUGUUGUCUGUGAGAAACAUUAUGGUUUGUUUUUGUUUUGGUACAUAGUGUUUUCUGAUUGAGAUUUGGUCUAAUUUAGAAUAGACAUAAAUAAUUUCAAAUUUUAGCUAAAUGUAUUGUUUAAGUGCCUACUGUGAAGAAUCUGUUCAUUCUGUCCAUCAAUGGUUGCACAAAAAUAAAUUGAUAUUCACUGGUUAAUUGUUCAAAUCCGUCUGCUCAGGUAGACAUGCAAUCUAUAACAGUGUUACUUUGGUCAUUCUAUUUGGUGGCUCUCCAGUUUCACACCAUGACUGUCUGCUCUUUGUUCUGACCAGAAAUUUUUCCAGCCAAUUUCUUCCUUUCUUCUAUGCAAGGGACAAAUGUCGUAGAGUUCUUUUGACCGGCUGACCAUCAGUGUGCAGCAACCAGAAAACUCUGCUCACUCCGGCACUUUCUUUUGUAUGUUAUUAAAAGUAGUAGCAGUUACUAAACUGUAACUUUUCAAAACCUUGCUGUACCUUGAUAAAAGUGUUUAAUCCUAUGUUGCAUAUUUUUUAUUAGGUAUUCAGAAUACAAUAUCUUGAUUGGACAAAAUAUGUUAAAAUACGUAUGAAUUAUGUAAUAAAAUACAUUUUAAGGCAAGUAUCCAGUAUUCUGUAACUAUCCUAUCCAAGUGUUCUCACCUGAUUUUAUUUUACAUAGCAAUUUUUCAGCCAUCUUUGUUGGUAUAUACAUUUUUAUUGUUAUUUGUUGUUUUUGAAAGUAAACUUUUGCAUUAAUAAAACAAUUGUCAUUUGUUGUAUUUUAAUAUGACUAACACAAUAUAAAAAACAUUUGGGCCUAAGAUGACAGUUCACAUCUGGCCUACAUCCCUCAAUGGAUGAUGGGCCCCCUCUGGCUCAGGGCUGGUUUGCCAGAGGUUACCUGAUAUCUGUGCCAGCCCUGGGCCAGUGGGGGUCCGUAAUUCAUUGAGGGAUGUAGGCCAGAUGUGAGUGCUGGAUGUGGGCCACAUGUGGCCAAGACCAGCUUUGCUAUGUGGGAGUAACCUGCCCAUUACUACUGCAGAAUAAUUCUUGCCAGGUUUGGCCCGACUAUGUAUAAAAAUUAAAACAAGUCUUAAAAUCGUCUUUUUUUCUGCUUUCUCAAAUUGAAUAGAAGCGUCACAGAUGACAAGGAAAAUAAUCCAGGUCAUGUUUGAUCAUUCUAACUAUUUUAGAUUUUAAACUAGAGUGGUUUAAAUGUACCCUACACUCAUUAAAUGUAGAGGAAUAGCACUGUAAUAAAGUUUCGAAUCAGAUGCUAACUUCAAUGUCGUUAUGAGCUCCGCAGCGGGUGCCAUGACAACCGCGUUUUUCAAUUUGUAAAAAUCCGGUUUGGCAAUAAAGAUACAAACAAGAUAAGAUUAGAAAGACAUUUAAUCAGCAAUGGCUGCUUGGUUUUGACAGGAAAAAGAGAUCCCCUAGUUAAUAUUUUAUAAAGUUUGGUGCCCAAUUCUUCUUAAAUGUAUACCUCCUUUUUCCAAUGGAUAAGGGUGAUUGUGAUAUAGCGAGCUGCAGCACUAACACCUCAAGGUGGUCCAGUCCCUGCUGUGAUUCUGAUGGCCCUGAGCAUCCAUCUAACUGUGAGGAGAGAGCUGACAGGACUCCAGGUGACCAGCAAUCACCCACACUGCAAGGAUCAAAGCAAUCUGAAUACAGUACCAAAGGGGCCCAGAAGCAGAAGAUGAAGCAUGAAAUCCAAAAGCUGCCUCCAAUCAGCCCCCUGCAAGGUUCAAAGCCAAGAAACCAGUCUGCCAACAUGAACUGCAUCUGGAUGUUGAAGAGCCAGGUUUGGGAUCUGCAGCAACAGCUGAGUGAAGCCAGGACUGAGAACAAACUGCUGAAGAAAGUCCAGCAUCGCCACAUGGUGGUGCAGCAGAACUUCAGAGACCCAGAGGACAGCAUCUCCCAGAUUUUAGCCAAGCACAAGAAUGAAACCAAAGCUCUUCAGGGUAUGCUCCGUGAAAUCCGCAUGUGCCGUGACAACCUGGCCAGACAGCUGCAGGCCACAGAAAGAAAGCUGCUCAGCACCAAGUAUGCUCUGCAACACCUGCAGCAGCUCAACCUAGACCACAGUCUGCUGGAGAGAGAGGAGCUAACCCUGAGGCUGGCCAAGGCCACUUCACAGCUGGAUGACAAGGACAGGAGAAUACAGAACAUGGAGAGAACCCUCGAGUUGCACCAGGAAUCAUUCAAACGACAAAUGGACACGGAACAAAGAAAGAUCAGAGAGGCAAGAAAAGCAUCCAGCUGCCUGCAAGAGUACGUCCAUCAGCUAACCAGGGAACUGCAGCUCAGAGAAAAACAAGUGCAGAAACAUAACAUUUAUUACCACUGGAUUGUUAAAGGACCUAGCAAAAAAGGUAGAGAGAAUAAGAUGGUGCAAACAGAUGGGUUGGUCCUAUUACCACAUGGUUUUUUGAAUGGAGAUGUGUUGGCACAAAUAGAGGGCCUGGUAAACCAAGAGGAGUCUGUCAAUUGAGUAAAUAUCAAGUUUCAUACCUGCUCAGGUAUGUUACACUCAGAUCUAAUUUGUUGAAUUAUGCUAAAUGCUAUGAAGGCAAUUGGAUAUUUUAGGUAUAGACCGUGUCUAUGUAAAGUGUCCUUGAUCGUCCCAGCCCUGUUGACUGUCUUGUCAUUUCAGCAUUAUAACAAUCAAGUGCAUCAAUCUUUGCUUAUUGAAAACCCAGAGAGAAACAUUUCUGACAACACUACAUUAGAGGACGACCACCCAGACAAGUCAAAUAGAGGUAAACAUGGUGCAGGUUGUAAACAAGGUAGUAAAGAGAGAAAAAACAGAAAAUAUUUUUUUUUUAAUUGAAUGUGUCAUCUCAGGAAACGUGUUUUUCUAAGAAAAUACAAGUGAGAAAAGUUAUUUGGAAGAAAGCCCAGAACAGAGCCAGAACACCAAGCUGAGAGCAACUGGGUCAAAGAAACCGAGGCUUUAGAAGCUUUACAGCUGUUAGAAGACAGACACAGAAGAUGGAAAUGACCUGCGAUUUGGAAACAACCCUGAAUGCAACAAUGUCGCAGAAGAGUUAAUGCACACUUCUAAACAAAACAGAAUGAGCUACAUGUCUAAGCAGUCAGUUCAGAACUUGCACAGCGAACCUUUCGGCUAACCACCUAUAACACCUUGCUGCCAUUUUUGUGAAUAAACCUGUAAACAAAAUUCCAUUGUGGUAAUGAAAGCAUUGUUUUUUUGUUGUAAUAAAUUCCAUAAAUAU
Messenger RNA from Girardinichthys multiradiatus, 3877 nucleotides. Its product is annotated as lebercilin-like protein. The coding region runs from base 2134 to 3132 and encodes 332 amino acids. Gene Ontology annotation, cellular component: axoneme. Lineage: Eukaryota; Metazoa; Chordata; Actinopteri; Cyprinodontiformes; Goodeidae. The transcript is spliced from 6 exons. Gene Ontology annotation, biological process: intraciliary transport. The record is from RefSeq and is a predicted model, not a curated record.